This is a messenger RNA of Dioscorea cayenensis subsp. rotundata (Guinea yam), 1037 nucleotides long. RefSeq names its product F-box protein At2g02240-like. The record is from RefSeq and is a predicted model, not a curated record. NCBI's taxonomy places the organism in Eukaryota, Viridiplantae, Streptophyta, Magnoliopsida, Dioscoreales, Dioscoreaceae. The transcript has 3 exons. Gene Ontology annotation, molecular function: protein binding. Bases 103 to 885 code for a protein of 260 amino acids.
UCACUGACGGCUUUUGGUGAUGAAUAGUUUCCAACACGCGUCCUCGUUCUCAUCGCCUUCGCUCUGAGAAUCGCCGGAGAAAACGGGAGAGAGGCGGCGGUGAUGGUGGAUUUCGGUAGAUUGCCGGAGGAAUGCAUCUUGCAUGUGCUGUCCCGAACCUCACCGGAAGAUGUUUGCCGGGCAGCCAUGGUUUGCCCGGUUUUCCGUUCCGCCGCGAACUUCGACUUCCUCUGGGAAAAGUUUCUCCCUUUCGAUGUGGAUGACAUCUUAUCGCGCGCCGUUGAUCGCAUAGAGUACUCGUCCAAGAAGGAGUUGUACUUCAACCUCUGCGAUCCAAUUUUCAUCGAUGAUGGCAAGAUGAGCUUCUGCUUGGAGAAAUCGAGUGGGCGGAAGUGCUACAUGUUGUCGCCCAAACUGUUGCGCUUAGAGGGCUUUGAAUGGAUUUCUCUUCGUGAUUCUAGGUUCUCAAAGGUGGCGGAACUGGUGGACGGGCCUUGGUUGGAGAUAUACGGGACACUGGAGACAAAGAUUCUGUCACGGGAGACCACGUACGGGGUACACCUUGUGUUCAGCAUUGUUGAACGGUCUCGUGGGCUGGAUAGGUUUCAUAAGGCAACUGUGAAGCUGGGAGGCAAUGUCUCACACAGAGUGGGUCGUUUCCGGGGAAGGAAAAGAAAACAACCAUCAUCCAAUGGUAGUAACCUAGCAGCAGUGGAGGUGAUGGAGCCUCACAGGAGGCCGGAUGGAUGGAUGGAGAUUGAGAUCGGUGAAUUUUAUACCAGAGACGGUGAUGACGGUGAGGUGAAGAUGUGUGUGGUAGAUAAUAAUGCCCGCCACAUCAGUGGUCUCAUCGUCCAUGGUAUUGAUAUCCGUCCUAAAUGCUAGAAACCAUAGAUGUGCCUGUAUUCAUGUUGGUUUUGUAUUGUCUUAGCUUUAUGUUCUUGUGCCAGUUUUGUGCUAGCUGAUGACAUGUUCUUUAACCCCAGACAUAUAUAUUAUAAAUAAUGGUGAUAAAAAAGCAUAUUCUUGUUUUUUAA